UGCAAAUGUAAACACUCAAUUUUUUUUUUUUUUUUGAAAGAAAAAUUUGGUGAUUUAGAUUCAAAAUAAACAAUUAUUUUGCAAUUCGGUUAAAAAAAUUAAACAAUCAUUUUUAAUAUUUAGAGAAUACACAUUCGGUGAUUUAGAUUCAAAUGCUGCAACCAAUGACACAAAAUAACAACCAUUUACACUAUCAAUAAGGAUGGUGAUCUAUAUAGAUGAGUCCAAUCUAGAAGGUAAACUCUCUUCAUCUCUUCUUCACUUUUGCAAUUUGUUUCUCAUAAACUUGCAAUUUGGGGUAAAGCGCAGUAGAUUUUUUCGCCGAGAGGAGGUUUUUCUUCAGUCGUAUUCAAGAUAGCUGAGUUAGCUGAGCCUUUCUUAUCUUAGGAUCCCGUUUGUACCUUUGAUUUUGAAAAUAAAACUAAUAAGGGCUGUCCACAAGAUAAAAGUUACCCUCUCCACAGUCCACAAGAUUGAGACAAAAAAGGAAUAGUUCAAUUUUUAAGAAAAAUGGAAUCAUACUGCGAAUAACAUAAGAAUUAGCAGUUUUCUUCCCUAGCUCUCUAGGGUUUGGCGUUUAAAGAGAAUACGUUGUUUGGUUACUAUUCCCAGGAUGGCGGACACCAUGGAAGAAUUGUACGCAAAGCUUAAUCUGGAAGAGGAGGACGCAGAAGAGAUCGAUGUCAGUGAGGCAGUUUUGAGUCCCGCACAGGUAGGUCCUUCUUUUCUGGCUGUUGGACGGAUUUUGACGGAUAAGCAGGUCAAAUUCCCCUACUUCAGGGACACCAUGGCUGAUGUUUGGCGACCGGGGAGGGGAGUCCAUAUCAGGGAUUUGGGUGAAAGACGUUAUCUCUUCCAAUUUUUUCAUGAAGUUGAUAUCAACAGAAUUAUGGCGGACACACCUUGGUCUUUUGACAACAAUUUGUUGAUUUUGAGCCGCUUGGAAGCUACAGAUAAUCCUAUGAAGAUUUCCCUAUCACACGAAAAUUUCUGGGUGCAGGCCUAUAAUCUCCCAAUGUCGUUCUUCACAGAAAAGAUGGCAAAACUUAUUGGCGACUAUGUAGGACAGUUUGUUCAUGCUGAUGAGAACAAUUUCAAGGGGGGUAGGAAACUGUUCAUGAGAAUAAGGGUCAGAAUGGAUGUUCAGGCUCCACUCAAAAAACGAAUGAGAGUUAGAAACGGUACAGAUGUUCAUUGGGUGGAUCUCAAAUACGAAAGAUUGCCACAUUUUUGUUUUAUUUGUGGUAAGUUGGGGCAUGUUGAUCGUUUCUGUCCCAAGUGGUUGGACGGGUUUAAAGCUGAUCAAGAGAAGCCUUUCGGGGUUUGGUUGAGAGCAGGUGGGAGAAAGGGUGGAGGGGCUGGAGGUAGUAUGUGGCUAGUAGAUGAAGAAGGGAGGGCAUUGGGGAAGUCCGGAGAGGGGAGGGCAGAGAGUCUCCCAAAGCAGAUCAUUACAAAUAUUUAUGGAGGGAAGAAUGAGCUGGGCAGUGCAGCAAAUUCAGAUGUCGAAUUAGAGGAAGGAGAUGGCGUUUGAUAGUGUGUCAGCCACAUAAGGAGCCAAAUACAGGGGGAGUUUGGAAAAAACGAAAGGCUUGCGGAGAAGGUGAGAAUCAGAGGGAGUUGAUGGACGAGGACAAAGCUGAAGAUCUGCCAAAAAACGUAUUAGAGGCGGGACCUGGAUUCCAGGCCCGCCUGACAUUAUGACGUGCUUAAGCUGGAACUGCCGGGGGCUCGGCAACCCUUUGGCAGUUCAAGUUCUGGUGGACUAUGCCCACUCCAAGCGGCCAAAUAUUGUAUUUUUAAUGGAGACUUUUUCUAAUAAAUUAAAGCUUGAGGAGGUUACGAGGAAAGUGGGAUUGACAUCCUGUUUCGCAGUGGAUAAUAUCGGUCAUAGGGGUGGAUUAGGCCUUCUUUGGGGUGAUGGUGUCAUAAUCCAAGUUCGGGAAGCUUCUUCUCAUUUCAUUGAUGCUGUUGUGCAACUUGAAGUAGGUGCCCCUCAGUGGCGUUUUACUGGCUUUUACGGGUGCCCGGAGAGAUCAAGGAGGAGGGAAUCUUGGGAUUUGCUGAAGUCCCUUAGCACACGAUCAGAUUUACCUUGGUUAGUAAUGGGAGAUUUUAAUGAUCUCAUGUUUGCAGACGAGAAGAGAGGAAGGAUUCCCCCAUCCUCCUUGGUUACUUCGGGGGUUCAGGGAAGCUGUUUGGGCUAGCGGUCUUAGCAACUUUCAUUUUGAGGGUUACCAGUUUACAUGGGAGCGGUGGAGGGGAACCCCGAAUUGGGUAGAGGAGAAACUUGACAGAAUUCUUACCUCAGAAAGUUGGUUGGACAGCUUUGGAAAUGCAGCGGCAGAAACUUUGGAGGGCUCUCCGAGUGACCACAUGGCUUUAGUUAUAAAGCUUCAGCCGGUUAGAGGAGUUAGAAGAAGACGGAGAUUUAAGUUUGAGAAUGUCUGGUUGAAGGAAGCUGACUGUCGGGAGGUGGUGGUGAGGGGGUGGUUUAUGAGGAGAGAGAGGGGAGUUGUGGGUCAGAUUGAGGACUGCAGAAGGGAGGUGGGAUCAUGGGGGAAAGAUCGUUGUGGCGAUUACAGUAAGCGUAUAGGUUUCUGUAGGAAACGACUGAAUUACCUGCGGCUGAAAUCUGAUGUUUGGAGUACGUUAGAAUUUAACAAGGUAAAGGCUGAAUAUAUAAACCUCCUGGAGAAGGAAAAUCAGUUUUGGAGGCAAAGGGCGAAAGAGUUCUGGUACAGGGGCGGAGACCUUAAUACACGUUUCUUCCAUAAUGUUGUGAAAAGUAGAAGAAGGAGAAAUAGAGUGGAGGGAUUUAAGUUAGAUGGUGGGAGGUGGGAGCGUGAUCGGGAGGAGCUGGGAAGGAUGGUGGAGGAUUAUUUUAUCAAUAUCUUUACUUCUGUGCAGGGAGAUCGCGAGAAUGUUCUCAGAUGUGUGUCGUCUAAAUUGGAGGCUCAUCACAAUCUGGAGCUAUUAAGGCCGAUUCAGUCAGAAGAGGUUAAGGUAGCGGUUUUCUCUAUGCACCCGGAUAAAUCUCCUGGCCCAGAUGGCAUGAGCCCUGGCUUUUUUCAACAUUUUUGGGAUGUGCUUGGUCCGGACAUUGUGGAUUUUUGCAAAACCUCUUUUAAUACAGGGCACUUACCAGAGAAGGUAAAUCACACCCACAUUGUGUUAAUACCUAAAAAGGAUAAACCGGAGGUCAUAGGAGAUUGGAGGCCUAUUUCACUUUGUAAUGUUAUUUAUAAGAUAUUUGCAAAAGUUUUGGCCAAUAGAAUGAAAGGUCUUCUCCAUAUCUGCAUUUCUGAAUUUCAGAGUGCCUUUGUACCUGGUCGUUCUAUAGUGGACAAUGUUAUGCUUGCUUUCGAAUCCCAUCAUUACUUAAGGAGGAAAAGGCAAGGUAAAACGGGGUAUGCCGCUCUAAAGUUGGAUAUGAGUAAGGCAUACGAUAGGGUUGAAUGGGAUUUUCUGGAAGGCAUUAUGCGACGACUGGGUUUUGGAGAUAGAUGGGUAAGUCUAAUUAUGAAUUGCAUAUCUUCUGUCUCCUAUUCAAUACCUUUUGAUGACGGGGAAUUGGGACCGAUAUGGCCAUCUAGAGGACUGCGUCAGGGGGACCCAUUGUCGCCUUAUUUAUUCAUCCUAGUGGCAGAAGGAUUGAGCACUCUUAUUAGUCGGGAGGAGGCAAGAGGGCGGAUUCAUGGAGUAUCUAUUGCUAGAAGAGCUCCACGAAUUUCCCAUCUUUUCUUCGCUGACGACAGUUUGUUAUUUUUUCAGGCAACUCAUAGAGAGGUCACUGCCGUUCGAGAAAUUCUUCAUGCUUAUGAAACAGCAUCUGGGCAAACCAUCAACUACAACAAAUCUAAAUUUUUCUUCAGUGCAAACGUACCAGCUCACAUCCAGGAGGGGCUUAUGGAAGUAAUGAGAGUAGAGUAUGCAGGGAAUGAAGAAAAGUACUUGGGUCUGCCGGCGUUCUUUGGGAAAAGGAAGAAAGAAAUACUCAGUUACAUUAGGAAUCGGGUGGUAAGUAGAAUACAAAAUUGGAAUAGUAAAUUUUUAUCCCGGGCAGGGAGAGAGAUCAUGUUGAAAACGGUUAUCCAGGCUAUGCCGACCUACACAAUGAAUGUCUUUUUGUUGCCUCUUGAUCUUUGUCGGGAAUUGGAAGUAAUGAUGAACGGAUAUUGGUGGAAAGGAAAGUCAGAAAAAGGGAUAAGGUGGAGGAAUUGGGACUCUCUGUGUAAGCCCAAGAAAUAUGGGGGGAUGGGGUUUAGAAAGAUCAGAGAUUUUAAUCUUGCCAUGUUAGCUAAACAGGCUUGGAAAUUACAAACAGAACCGGAAUCAUUGGUGAGCAGAGUGUUCAAAGCAAGAUACUUUCCUGAUGGGUCUUAUGUGACUGCCAAGAUUGGAGGAAGCCCCUCAUUCAUAUGGAGGAGCUUAUUUGAGGUGCAGAAUAUCAUAAAGAAAGGAUCUAAAUGGCGAGUUGGGAAUGGGAAUCAUAUUAAUGUUUGGAGAGACUCUUGGUUGCCAGACAAGGUAAAUCCAAAAAUUACCUCGGUGUGUGUUGAAGGGCUGGAGGAAGCAACUGUAGCGGGCCUGCUAAAUUCGAAAGGAGAGGAUUGGGAUUUGGAUAUACUGAAGGAUUUGUUCAAUGAGCGAGACAUUGAUCUUAUAAGGAGUAUUCCUAUUAGUAAUAGGCUGGUGGAGGAUCGGUUGAUCUGGUCUGGGGAACAAAAUGGAUGUUUUUCCGUGAAAAGUUGUUACAGACAGGUGGUGGGGGAGUUCAGGCCGGAAGAGUGGCUGGGAUGGACAGCCAUGUGGAAAUUUCAAUUGCCUCCAAAAAUCAAGCAUUUCUUUUGGCAGGUAUGCACUAAUUGUCUGCCAACUACCAGCAAUCUUAUAAGAAGGGGUGUGGAAUGUCGGGCUCUAUGCGGUCUCUGUGGAGAUGAAGGAGAUGAAUCGCUCCUGCACUUAUUUGUUACCUGUCGAGAAGCAAAGGAAGCUUGGAGGGCUGUGAAUUGGCGUCAAGUUAACCAAUCAGUCUCAGCUUUUCCUGAUUGGUUACAAUUGAAUUUUCAAAGCUUGCAGGAGAAAGAACUCACCCGAUUGAUUCUUGGUUGCUGGGGAAUUUGGAGGGAGCGGAACCAAAGAGUAUGGAACGGAAGUAAGCUGGACAGAGCCCAAAUUUUGAGGAAAGCUGAAGCAUACGUUGAAGGAUGGAGUAUGGCGCAGCUUCCGAAGUUGGCUUCAGGCAGCAGAUGGGGUGUGUGUUCUUCUCUGUGGCAGCGACCUGGAAUGAAUUGGGGGAAGGUGAACACGGAUGCCUCUGUUAGAAAUGGAGGGUGUGGCUUUGGUUAGGUGUUGAGGGAUGCUUCUGGAAUUUUUUUGGCAGGGGGGUGCAAAACGGGAGCUGGCAACUUUACCCCUCUUGAAGCAGAAUUAAUUAGCAUAAGAGAAGCACUCAGUUGGCUUAAAAAUUGGGAGUGGAAUCAACUAGAGAUUGAAUCAGAUUCUCUCCAAGCUAUUCAGGAAAUACGAAGCGGUACCGGCCUAUCCUACUCGGCUCUUUUGGCAGGUGAUAUUCGAGAAUUGAAGAGGAGCUUUGCCACAGUGUCCUUUUCUCACAUUCGACGAUCCGCAAACCGCGCAGCUCACGCCAUGGCAAGAGCAGCGGGAUCUGUGUCUGGUUGUCAACUUUGGUUAUUUGAUCCUCCUCGUUUUUUGACUGAUGUACUGGACUAUGAUUUGAUAAAUAGUAAUUAAGUUUUUUCUUUCAAAACUAAUAAGGGCUGUCAAACCCUUAAUUACCCCACCGGUUUGGUGAUCACUUUUUGGGUAUGAAAAGAAUUCUCCUUGUGGUUUAUUCCUACCCAAGUGUUCUAUUAUAUUCUCUACGGACACUACAAGUGAUAUCUUCUUUAUGAUUUUACUUUACCACGAUAUUAUUACAUGAUUGGAGCUUCUUCUCAUUCAUCCUUGUUU
Molecule: messenger RNA, 5973 nt
Organism: Cuscuta epithymum
Lineage: Eukaryota; Viridiplantae; Streptophyta; Magnoliopsida; Solanales; Convolvulaceae
Source: the annotation of a GenBank genome assembly